Messenger RNA from Meloidogyne enterolobii, 561 nucleotides. The record is from the annotation of a GenBank genome assembly. NCBI's taxonomy places the organism in Eukaryota, Metazoa, Nematoda, Chromadorea, Rhabditida, Meloidogynidae.
AUGGAAAGAAUUUUUUGGCAAUUUACUUUUCUUUUUCACAUUCCGUUAAGAAUUGUAGAGAUAGCUGUUGGAUUUUAUCGUUAUGACCGUCUUCGUUUAAUUAAUUGUAAUUGGCCAAAAAUAUAUAAUUUAAGUAGAUAUUUAUAUUUAAUAUUUGGAUGUUUGGAAUUAAUUUUUUUGAUUGCCCUUUCUGUUGUUGGAGAAAGAGAAUUUAUAUCUUAUCAUGUUGUUUUCUUUUAUGCUUUUGGUGGUUUUGCUACUGGAUUUUUUAUUACAAAUGUUGUUUGUCAUUCACAAUCUCUUUAUUAUUUAAAUCCUUAUGGUAGAAUUUCCUAUUAUAUAAAAAUAAUAGUAACAAUUCUUUUUAUUAUUUCAAUGCCUAUUUUGUUUGGUGCUUUUAUUUUAUAUUGGAGGAAAUGCAUUACUAUAAUGUAUGAUGUAUUUGCUAUAGCCGAAUACAUCGAUGUUUUCCUUACAAUAUCUUAUCAUUGUUGUGCUUUUUUUGAUAUUCGUCACAAAGUUAUUUUUAGUAUUAGAGAUGUAAAGAAGAAAAUAAAUUAA